GGCCAAAGGUUGAAACUGCGCAGUCUGAAACCGCUCUGUAUCUUCACCACCAUGAAUCCAACCCAAAUAGCUGUUCUUCUCUGCUUAUCAUCUUCUGCCUAUGCGCAGAACUAUUAUCCGUACAACAACUGGGGUGGCCGUAUCGCCGGAAUUGUGAUCGGCAGCUUGAUUGCGCUAUUCUUCCUCACAUUAUGCUGUAUAUCUUUGCGUCGACGACGUUCGUCACGGAUGAUCGUCACUCAGCCGAAUGUACCUGGGUUGAAUACUCAACCAAGUCAGCCUUAUUCUCUUCCGUUAUGGCAAGGGUCGCAGAUGUAUGCACCUCCACCUGGACCUCCGCCUGGUCACCCAUCCCAUAUUGCGACCUCGAACCCAUAUGAAUAUAAUGCGUAUCCUGGAUCACAAUCCGCUCCCCCUCCGUAUAUGAAAGAAGGAGAAGGCGUCAGCAAGCCGCAGGGAACUAAUUACUCCUCGCCUCCAGGUCCCCCGCCGGCUGCACAUACGCGAGAGAACAAUCAUUUUGUAUGAGGUUUCAGGAACGGAUCUCGAAUUGCGGAAUGGUUCCGCGGCAUCUAUUCUUGCUCUGCUCCAGACAUCAUGAUCACCCUACUAAUAAUGGUAUACUGUUCCAACCCUCAUGUCUUCUGUGUAUAAUACAGACAGAGCUAUUUGCUUAUCCCAACUCAAUCACAUCUUUUAGUAUACACGUUCGGUCUUUUGUUGGCACAGACGUUCACACACAUUUAUCCCACCUACUGAGUCCGCACGAGCUUCGCGGAUGCCAGUGUGUAAAAUACCACCCGGCGGUCAUCGAUCGGCCAUCUUCCAGUAAUUAACCUCUUCCUGACAAACACAUGGCUUCUCAUUGAACGAGA
Messenger RNA from Suillus clintonianus, 875 nucleotides. RefSeq lists its product as uncharacterized. Bases 52 to 528 code for a protein of 158 amino acids. The record is from RefSeq and is a predicted model, not a curated record. NCBI's taxonomy places the organism in Eukaryota, Fungi, Basidiomycota, Agaricomycetes, Boletales, Suillaceae. The transcript is spliced from 4 exons.